This is a messenger RNA of Porites lobata, 2492 nucleotides long. NCBI's taxonomy places the organism in Eukaryota, Metazoa, Cnidaria, Anthozoa, Scleractinia, Poritidae. The record is from the annotation of a GenBank genome assembly.
AUGAGUGAUCAAUUGAACGAAGUGCGGUCUGCUCUUUUGAAAGUCGCUGAUCGACUUUCUGCUCUUCAAAAAGCAAGUCCACAAGGUAAGUAGCUGUUAAGAUUACGUGUGUGGAAUAAUUUAGAGGUAAUAAAAUUUGUCAUGCAUUUUGAGUGAGCUCCAUGUAUAUCCGAUAAAAACUAAAACUUUUGUUAACGGUAGAUAUUUAUUAAUUCUCAGGUAGUUCAGAAGCCUCUACGAGCACAUCUGUUGUUGCGGAACAACGGAGGCUCUUUGGUUACUCGUCUAGCGGUCCAAAUCGGACAAGCAAGAAGGGCAAAGGCACAAAAGCAAAGAAGGAAUCAACGUGCACUCUAAAAGUCGUGUGUUUGUCCUCGAAGAACGCACAAAGCCCUCCAUCUUCUGUAAGAGAGAGGACCUACCUCUCAAACAUUGGGCUGGGCGACAGCUCAAUUACCUUCCCGGCCCAGGAGCAUGUUUACAGCAAAAUUUUGGAAAACUUCCCAGCAUUGAGCAAGGCGGGGGGGUUUGAAAUUUGCCUUUUUCAGAGAGGUGGGGGAGAGGAUGCUGGGUUUCACGUCAUCAAUCCCCCUCAUGUAGCGACCAGACUAAAACAACUGGCAGGUCAAGCAAAAAUCUACAUCCGACCAAUACAAAGAGAUAUUGAUCCUGCUCCAGAGGAGGUCAUCGCUCUGCCAAUAGGGGUGCCAUCACUUCAAUUGGUAAAUAUUAACUAAGUAUUUUGUGUUCAAUUUUAUAAAAUUUGAUUACUUAACAAUUAGACCCGGAGCCUGAAGGGGCUAUGCGUCAAUAGCCCAUGAGGCGAAGCCGAAUGGGCAAUUGACCCAUGGGCCUUUUUUUAGUAUCACACAACUAGUAGGACAAAGGAGGAAAUUAAGAUGUUAAGAAAUACCAGUUGAAAAAAUAGUUAUUUGAGACAGAAAACUAGCGUUUUUUGCUGCUAGGGGACUAUAAAAAGACCCUAGCAGCAUAGCCAAUCAAAAUGCAGGAUUUGCAGUAGUCUACUAGUUGGGUGAUACUUAUAGAUAUUAUACUUAUUUACUUUAAUUUAUUAAUGAGUUUAUGUAAAUAUCUAUCAAGUAAGCAUGCUUUUUUUUAAACUUGUACCAAAAAAAAACCAACACAACAAGUGGUUUCCUUUAAAUUUCACCCUCCUUCUGAGCAAGUUUAUUAUAAAUAUGUUGUUGUUCAAAGAUUAAAUUUGUUUCUGCAUGCAUCUAUUGCUUUUUAAGACAAUAAACUUUAACACGCAGGAAAUAGCUGAUCCAGAUAUACACGUACCAAAAGUGGAUUGCUUUGUUUGUGGGCAAGUCAUUCGUAUGGAUGAAAUAACUCAACACCAAGAAUCCCAUUCACCUGCAAGUAAUGGUGUGCCUGCAGCAAAGGUAUGUCACAUACCCUGAGCAUAGCUGUACUGUUUGUCGUAAUACCUGGUAUUGAUCUUGUUAGAACUCCAAUGCUCCACUGUUUGCAAUGAACAAUGUUAGUGGCGAUAGCCACUAUUUAUGAAUUUUCUUGUUUUGCAAUAUAUUCCAGAAACAGAAGACUUUGGAUUCCAUGGCUUGCAGUACAAAUAAUCUCCCUACCCAGGACUUAACGGCCAGUGUAUCUAGUCAGUGGUAUGUAGUGACAUCAUUGUAAAGAAAUUGAUGGUAAAUUCAUUUCUUUGAUAUGAGGAAACAUGUUGUUUUUUUCAUUUUUUUCAGUAGUAGUCUGGAACCUGUUAAACCUGGGUUGCAACAACUCAAAGAAAUAUGCCCAGAUGCAUCAGAUCUUGAAAUUCAAGGUGCUUUGGAUGCCUCCAAUGGAAAUGUUAAUGAUGCUGUUGGAAGAUUAUUAGGUUAUUUUCUUUUCUUUUACUUUACAUUAAAAAAAGUUCCAGUAAUAAAGUAUAUACAAAGGAUCCAAGUUAAUUCAGGUGAGGGGGGUUGGGACGAUGUGCCUAUAGAUAAUGUGUAAAUUAUUUACGAAGAAUUCCCUUAAACAGGGCAAGAACAACAUGCACAAUGUUCAUACAUGUCUAACGAGGCUCCACUUACAAUACCAAAUCGUAAUUGUCUCCUUUCUUUUCAAACAUAAAAAAUGUAUGGGGUAUUCAACUUUCAUGUUUAGAAAUGUGAGCCACAUACUAAUACUUAGGCAUUGUCUUAUGUAUCUCAGGUUUGUCAUCCUUACCAGACACCAUUUUUGAUGAUCAAGAUGAUGUCAAUGAUGAUGAAAGCGACCUCACACCUGUACUUGGUGUGGAAUUGAAUGAGAGUGAAAAAUGCCCUGAAACAGCACUGCAACUUUUCAAAACAUCCGUCAUCCAAGAUGCCCCAUUUAAACAAAGAAUUUCUGUCUGUAGAGUGGAUGGAGUGAUGGAGCUAAGGAAAGAAAUUAUGGGGAUUUAUAAAAAUCCGAAUACAAAUUUUAAAGUUACCCCAAAAUCCGAUUUGAGGAAGAAGAAGGAGUGGGCAGUGGUCCUCUAA